CUCUUUGCAGCUGCAGCAUAUAAGAGGAGCCGGCAUUUUACACCUCCUUUAGUCAUCUGCAUCGACCAGAGCUACAUCAGUCAAAAUGUCUAAGGGACCAGCUGUUGGCAUUGAUCUUGGGACCACCUACUCCUGUGUAGGUGUAUUCCAGCAUGGCAAGGUUGAAAUUAUUGCCAAUGACCAAGGAAACAGGACUACACCUAGCUAUGUGGCAUUCACAGACACAGAGAGAUUGAUUGGGGAUGCAGCCAAGAACCAGGUUGCAAUGAACCCCACGAACACAGUAUUUGAUGCCAAGCGACUGAUUGGCCGUAGGUUCGAUGACGGAGUUGUUCAGUCUGACAUGAAGCACUGGCCAUUUACUGUCAUCAACGAUAACACCCGCCCUAAAGUCCAGGUUGAGUACAAGGGUGAGACCAAGAGCUUCUACCCUGAGGAAAUUUCCUCUAUGGUACUCACAAAAAUGAAGGAGAUUGCCGAGGCCUACCUGGGAAAGACAGUUUCUAAUGCUGUGAUUACCGUGCCUGCCUACUUCAAUGACUCUCAGCGCCAGGCAACUAAAGAUGCUGGAACCAUUUCAGGCCUUAAUGUUCUCAGGAUCAUUAAUGAACCCACUGCUGCUGCUAUUGCCUAUGGUUUGGACAAAAAGGUUGGUGCUGAGAGGAACGUUCUGAUCUUUGAUCUUGGUGGCGGAACCUUUGAUGUGUCCAUCCUAACCAUUGAAGAUGGGAUCUUUGAGGUCAAAUCUACAGCUGGCGAUACUCACUUGGGUGGGGAAGACUUCGACAACCGCAUGGUGAAUCACUUUAUUGCUGAGUUCAAGCGCAAGUACAAGAAGGACAUCAGUGACAACAAGAGAGCCGUUCGCCGUCUCCGCACCGCCUGUGAGCGAGCCAAGCGCACCCUGUCCUCCAGCACUCAGGCCAGUAUCGAGAUUGAUUCCCUCUAUGAGGGUGUUGAUUUCUACACCUCCAUUACAAGGGCUCGUUUUGAGGAGCUCAAUGCCGACCUCUUCCGCGGCACCCUGGACCCAGUUGAGAAGUCACUCCGUGAUGCCAAGAUGGACAAGUCUCAGAUCCAUGACAUUGUCCUUGUCGGCGGUUCUACUCGUAUCCCCAAGAUCCAGAAGCUGCUGCAAGACUUCUUCAAUGGCAAGGAACUGAACAAGAGCAUCAACCCCGAUGAGGCUGUGGCUUAUGGAGCAGCCGUGCAGGCUGCUAUCCUGUCUGGUGACAAGUCUGAGAACGUGCAGGACCUGCUGCUGUUGGACGUUACUCCGCUGUCCCUGGGAAUUGAGACUGCUGGUGGGGUCAUGACUGUGCUCAUCAAGCGUAACACCACAAUUCCAACCAAGCAGACUCAGACCUUCACCACCUACUCCGACAACCAGCCUGGUGUGCUGAUUCAGGUCUAUGAGGGCGAGAGAGCAAUGACCAAGGAUAACAACUUGCUGGGCAAGUUUGAGCUCACUGGAAUUCCCCCAGCUCCCCGUGGCGUUCCUCAGAUUGAAGUCACCUUUGACAUCGACGCCAACGGCAUCAUGAACGUGUCUGCCGUUGACAAGAGCACGGGCAAGGAGAACAAGAUCACAAUUACCAACGACAAAGGCCGUCUGAGCAAGGAGGACAUCGAGCGUAUGGUGCAGGAGGCAGAGAAGUACAAGGCUGAAGAUGAUGUGCAGCGCGACAAGGUUUCUGCCAAGAACGGCCUAGAAUCCUACGCUUUCAACAUGAAGUCCACCGUGGAAGACGAGAAACUGAAGGGCAAGAUCAGUGAUGAAGAUAAGCAGAAGAUUCUGGACAAGUGUAAUGAGGUCAUCAGCUGGCUAGACAAGAAUCAGACUGCCGAGAAGGACGAGUAUGAGCACCAGCAGAAGGAGCUGGAGAAGGUGUGCAACCCCAUCAUCACCAAACUGUACCAGAGUGCUGGAGGCGUGCCAGGUGGAAUGCCCGACGGCAUGCCAGGCGGCUUCCCAGGAGCUGGUGCCGCCCCAGGAGGUGGAUCCUCUGGACCCACCAUUGAGGAGGUCGACUAAGCCAUUCCAAGAUCAUUCUGCUACCUCUGCAGCGAUGUUUACUCGUGCCCUCUGUGAUAGAAUCUCUCUGACUCUCCCAGUUGGAAAGUUGAAGUUUUUAACAACUUGAACGGAUUCUGUUACAGAGUGACCAUUGCAAUUAUUGAACCAGGGAUUUAGGGAUCACUUCUCUUCAGAGCACAGGGAACAUUUUCUAUUCUUGUGUUGCACAACUUUAAUUUGUCAACUGUUACUUGCAUAAGCAACUUCCUGAUGUCAUGACUAAAUAAAUGGUGACCUUCCCAUUCCUGCUUA
Messenger RNA from Chanos chanos (milkfish), 2329 nucleotides. RefSeq names its product heat shock cognate 71 kDa protein. The transcript is spliced from 9 exons. The coding region runs from base 86 to 2035 and encodes 649 amino acids. Gene Ontology annotation, molecular function: ATP-dependent protein folding chaperone; ATP binding. Lineage: Eukaryota; Metazoa; Chordata; Actinopteri; Gonorynchiformes; Chanidae. The record is from RefSeq and is a predicted model, not a curated record.